Molecule: messenger RNA, 3870 nt
Organism: Aaosphaeria arxii CBS 175.79
Lineage: Eukaryota; Fungi; Ascomycota; Dothideomycetes; Pleosporales
Product: potassium/sodium eff
Exons: 2
Coding region: 427-3648 (1073 amino acids)
Biological process (GO): calcium ion transmembrane transport; intracellular calcium ion homeostasis
Cellular component (GO): plasma membrane
Molecular function (GO): ATP hydrolysis activity; ATP binding; P-type calcium transporter activity
Source: RefSeq, a predicted model, not a curated record
AUUCUGUGUGUUAUAAGACCGUCAUUGUCCCCAAUAGAUUCUUCCUACUGUUACCAUCAUCGAUUUUUGCAACUCAGCUCCAUUCUCACAUCUUCCGAAGCUUAUCAUCGAGCCUCGCGUCCUCAGCCUUGCCAAAGUUACUAUCUCGACCACUCAACCACUAACACUUUCACCACCCGCCAAUCGUGGCUUGAUUCUGGAGGAGUCUGUCCAAUACCCCGUGCUGAAGUCCUCUAUGUCUACCUACAUCAACACUACUGCUCAAUUCGUCCACACUGGGACGAGAAUCAGAAGAUAUCUAUAUCGUUAACUACAUAAUUAUCAACAACAUCUGGGAAACAACCCACAGGAAAAGAUCUUCUACCAAUACCACAUCCAAUUUGGAAUUCGAAACAUUCACGAAUCACUUGAUAUUCACUACAACUCAUGGGCAAAAACAAAGCCAUAACCCCCCACGAGGGCCACGUGAGCGGGCAGUCCAACAAACCCUUAUCGCUGCCCGCCCACAGCCUGACUCUCGCCCAAGUAGUGGACGAAUUGAGCACCGAUACAUGGCACGGACUGGACACUUCCGAAGCAAAACGGCGCCUCGACGAACAUGGCGCCAACGACCUUGGAGAAACGAAAGGAGUCUCCGUCGUCAAGAUUCUGAUCGCCCAGGUCGCCAACGCAAUGACCCUCGUUCUGAUCCUCGCUAUGGCCGUCAGUUUUGGUAUCAGGUCUUGGAUCGAAGGUGGGGUUGUGACGUUCGUGAUUCUGCUUAACAUCGUUGUAGGGUUCUUUCAGGAAUGGUCGGCCGAGAAGACUAUGGAUUCGCUGCGGUCUUUGAGCUCGCCGACUGCAAAGGUGAUAAGAGAUGGCAAACAGUCGACCAUUCCGUCUCUUGAAGUCGUCCCUGGCGACGUUAUUGAGAUCAAGACAGGUGAUACAAUUCCCGCGGAUAUCAGAGUUUUCGAGGCUGUAAAUUUCGAAACAGAUGAAGCUCUUUUGACCGGAGAAUCUUUACCCGUUCGCAAGAAUGAAGAAGCUACUUUUCCCGAAAAGACUGGACCAGGAGAUAGAAUCAACGUCGCAUACAGUUCAUCAAACGUGACCAAAGGCCGUGCCAAAGGCGUGGUUUUCGCUACUGGUGUCUACACGGAGAUCGGAGCCAUCGCUUCUCAACUUCGCGAGACAGAAUCGAAAGUUCGACCGGUCAAGAACCGUGGCCCUAGCGGCCAUGCCAAACCACACCGUUACCUCGAAGCCUACACGUUGACCUUCACUGACGCGAUAGGACGGUUCCUGGGUUUGAACGUUGGCACCCCGUUGCAGAAGAAGCUAUCGAAACUCGCCAUUCUCCUGUUUGGAAUUGCUGUGCUCUGUGCCAUUAUAGUUUUGGCUGCGAACGAGUUCAGCUCUCGUCAAGAGGUCGUUAUCUACGCAGUAGCUACCGGGUUGUCAAUGAUUCCAGCCAGCCUUGUUGUUGUACUUACAAUUACUAUGGCAGCCGGCACAAAGAGCAUGGAAAAGCGCAACGUGCUCGUGCGAAAUCUCAAAUCGCUGGAGGCACUUGGCGGCGUCACUGAUAUCUGCUCCGACAAGACGGGCACCCUUACUCAAGGAAAGAUGAUUGCUCGUGGUGCGUGGUUGCCUGGUGUUGGGACAUAUACUAUUGAGAAUUCGACUGCACCUCAGGAUCCAACAGCCGGUGAUGUUCGGUUCAGUUCUGCAGAGCCUCGAAGGAUGCAACUCAAAACUGGUGGUUCUGCCUGCGGUGACAUCGUAGACUCGGAGAAACUUCAUUCCCGUCCGGAUGUCGCUUUACAACAUUUCCUCAACGUUGCCUGUUUGGCAAAUAUCGCUGCUGUGAAGAAGAACAACGAAGGCGCCUGGGAAGCCCAUGGAGACCCCACCGAAAUUGCCAUCCAGGUCUUCGCAGCCAGAUUCGGCAUGGAUCGUAGUCGUCUUACCAAGGGAGGUGAGGCCGAAUGGGAAGACCUGGUUGAACUACCUUUCGAUUCUACUGUCAAGAAGAUGUCUGUCAUUAUGCGUCACUCGAGCGGCAAUCUUAUAGCCCUCACCAAAGGCGCUGUCGAACGCGUGAUCGCGAGCUGUUCUUCCGUGUCCAAAGUUGGCUUAGGGGAUGAGUUGGAAGACAUGACUGACGACUUCUGCGAAGAGAUCUUGCGUAAUAUGGAAGCGCUCGCUAGCUUGGGACUCCGUGUACUUGCCCUAGCCAGCCGUCCUUACGAAGGACAAGUCGAAAAAGGAGCAGACGUUGAUCGCCAAUCUGUCGAAUCCGGUCUCAUUUUCCGCGGACUCAUAGGCCUCUACGAUCCUCCACGACCAGAAUCCUCCCCUGCCGUCCGACAAUGCCACGAAGCCGGGAUCGAAGUUCACAUGCUCACUGGCGAUCAUCCAGAGACAGCCAAAGCGAUUGCUGUGGAGGUAGGCAUCCUACCAUCUGCCGAGCGUAUGAAGCGAAUCUCUGCCGACGUUGCGAAAGCCCUCAUCAUGACAGCUGGAGAGUUCGACAGCCUGACCGACGAUGAAGUUGACAAGCUGCCUGUCCUCCCGCUUGUCAUCGCUCGCUGUGCGCCCAGCACCAAGGUUCGCAUGAUCGAAGCCCUUCAUCGCCGCGGCCGCUUCUGCGCAAUGACUGGUGACGGUGUGAAUGAUUCUCCCUCCCUCAAGCGGGCAGACGUCGGCAUCGCAAUGGGCCAAGCAGGAUCCGACGUCGCCAAAGAAGCAUCCGACAUUGUUCUCACCGACGACAACUUCGCCUCGAUUCUCGCCGCCGUAGAGGAAGGGCGUCGAAUCUUCGACAACAUCCAAAAGUUCGUCCUUCACGUCCUCGCCGAAAACGUCGCGCAAGCCGGCACCCUCCUCGUCGGCCUUGCCUUCAAAGACAACACCGGUCUCUCCGUCUUCCCGCUCGCCCCCGUCCAAGUCGUCUGGAUCAUCAUGGCCACAUCUGGAAUGCCAGACAUGGGCCUCGGCUUCGAACGCGCGGUCCCCGACAUCCUGCACCGACCCCCCGUAUCCCUCAAAACCGGCAUCUUCACCCUCGAAUUCCUCGUCGACAUGGUCGUCUACGGCCUCUGGAUCACCCUCCUCUGCCUCUCCAGCUUCACCCUCGUCGUCUACGGCUUCGGCGACGGCGAGCUCGGGUCCGGCUGCAACGAAACCUACUCCUCCUCCUGCCAUCUCGUCUUCCGCGCCCGCGCCACCACAUUCGCGUGUCUCACAUGGUUCGCGCUCUUCCUCGCCUGGGAAAUGAUAGAUAUGCGUCGCUCCUUCUUCCGCAUGCAGCCCGACUCCACCAAAUACUUCACGCAGUGGAUCAUCGACAUUUGGCGGAAUAGGUUCCUGUUCUGGGCCGUGGUCGUCGGGUUCGUGACGUUGUUUCCCCUCGUCUAUAUUCCGGUCGUUAACACGACGGUGUUUAAGCACGCGCCGAUUACGUGGGAGUGGGGGAUUGUGUUUGUGAGUGCGGGACUGUUUUUCGCGGGUGUUGAGGCGUGGAAGUGGGCGAAGAGGGUGUAUUUCCGGAGGCAGGAGAAGAUGCAAAGAGGUGCUAGACACGAGGAUAUGGAUGUAGAGGAUCGUGUUUUUGGUCGCUACUAUACCGACGACUCGAGUGUAACGAAUGAGGAGAAGGUAUAAGUUGUCGAGGACGGAGUGGCGUUACAGGGGAAGCAGGAGUAAGAGUGAGAGAGAGGAAGAGUGUGAGUUGACUGCGGAGGAAACAGAUUGCCAUCACCAAAAUUGUCCUUGUCUUUUGUCAUUGUAAGAGGUGGUCUCUGCCCCUCGUCCACUCAUUUUGUCGUAUAUAGUAUGUUUAGUCGUUCCUUACACAUAAAAUCCCCCAAAAAAAACAUUGCUGCG